CGACGUGGCUACGUAAUUCAGCACAUGCGCACUUUCAGCCCUUAUACAGCCCUUUCUAUGCCUAGCGUUGAACGACUAGCAUCAAACGAGCAUCAAGAUGCAGCUCUUCUUGCGUUCCCAGAGCACUCACACCCUUGAGGUGACCGGACAGGAGACAGUUGGCCAGAUUAAGGCCCAUCUCCAGGGUCUCGAAGGUUUCCUGGUUGAGGAUCAGGUGCUGUCCCUUGCUGGGUGCCCACUGGAAGAUGAUUCUUCCCUGGCAUGCUGUGGAAUCUCCGAGAACUGCACCCUGGAAGUAGCUGCUAGGCUGCUCGGAGGUAAGGUUCACGGAUCUCUGGCCCGUGCUGGAAAAGUGAGGGGACAGACACCCAAGGUUGAGAAGCAGGAGAAGAAAAAGAAGAAGACCGGCCGUGCUAAGCGUCGCAUCCAGUACAACAGACGCUUUGUGAAUGUGGUGCCCACCUUCGGAAAGAAGAAGGGACCCAACGCCAACUCCUAAGUGCACCAAUGCUUAACGGGAGGAAAACGACCACCGCUCUUUUUUGACCAGGCUUAAUGUUAUCUUUCUGUACAGAAUAAAUAUUUGGCUUGGAAAAAA
Molecule: messenger RNA, 598 nt
Organism: Gymnodraco acuticeps
Lineage: Eukaryota; Metazoa; Chordata; Actinopteri; Perciformes; Bathydraconidae
Gene: faua
Product: FAU ubiquitin like and ribosomal protein S30 fusion a
Exons: 5
Coding region: 98-499 (133 amino acids)
Biological process (GO): translation
Cellular component (GO): cytosolic small ribosomal subunit; ribosome
Molecular function (GO): structural constituent of ribosome; protein binding
Source: RefSeq, a predicted model, not a curated record